AAUUGCUAAGAUUAAAGGCAUGUGACGCUAUGCCUGUAUUGUUUUUGUUUUUGAGGUACGGUCUGUGUAGCCAAAGCUGCCCUCAGACUCAUGUAACUGAGGUUGAGCUUGAAUUCCAGAUCCUCCUGCUCCCACCUCCAGUUGUGGGGAUGACCUGCAUGAGACAUUCGUCUCUGUUGUGUGUUUUGAGGAGUCUGGGAUGAGGUAGAAAUCGCAGGGAUAAGGUAGUACUGGGUCCGAUCUCCUGGGGCAGGUGAUCACGCUCACAAAGACUGCAAUAGAUCAGGUAGUACUAGAACAAGACGCGCUGCAGACGACUGUAAACACAGUUUGGCGGGCGGAUGGUGCUCGAUUCCUUGGACGGGUGGCUGGGAGACGGAAGGGGGGCGGGGGACACGGUUGGCGCUAUCGGAGGGCAGCCGGGUGCCUGUAGGAACCGAUAGGAGGCCGAGUUCUCUGCGCGCACACACACCCGCUAGGGCGGGGCCAGCACCGCUCAACUUGCAGGGUGAGUGGGCGUGCGCACACGGGUGGAACAGGGCAGGCGGGGUCGCUACUCUCCGUAGUUCUAGAGGCGCCACUUUUGCAAGACCCCUCGAAGGCCCUUUUGAAGAAGAGGGCGGGGCACUAUAAUUAUCGGAUCUGCACAGGCGACAGGAGGGAGGCCGCCCUGCUGGCAUCCCGGGGCUCCGAAGAACUUCUAUGCUUCACCCAGCGCUUGGAAGACUUGGUGUGUUUCUGGGAGGAAGCGGCGAACUCCGGGAUGGGCUUCAACUACAGCUUCUCUUACCAGCUCGAAGGUGAAUCAAGAAAGUCAUGUCGCCUGCACCAGGCGCCCACCGUCCGCGGCUCCAUGCGUUUCUGGUGUUCACUGCCGACCGCGGACACGUCGAGUUUUGUGCCACUGGAGCUGCAGGUGACCGAGGCCUCCGGAUCUCCUCGCUACCACCGCAUCAUCCAUAUCAAUGAAGUAGUGCUCCUGGACGCCCCCGCGGGGCUGCUGGCGCGCCGAGCAGAAGAGGGCAGCCACGUGGUGCUGCGGUGGCUGCCACCUCCCGGGGCUCCUAUGACCACCCACAUCCGCUACGAGGUGGACGUGUCAGCAGGCAACCGGGCUGGGGGGACACAAAGGGUGGAGGUCCUGGAAGGCCGCACUGAGUGUGUCCUGAGCAACCUGCGGGGCGGGACGCGCUACACCUUCGCUGUUCGAGCACGCAUGGCCGAGCCGAGCUUCAGCGGAUUCUGGAGCGCCUGGUCUGAGCCCGCGUCGCUACUGACUGCUAGCGACUUGGACCCUCUCAUCUUGACGCUGUCUCUCAUUCUCGUCCUCAUCUCACUGUUGCUGACUGUGCUGGCCCUGCUGUCCCACCGCCGGGCUCUGCGGCAGAAGAUCUGGCCUGGCAUCCCAAGCCCAGAGAAUGAGUUUGAGGGUCUCUUCACCACCCACAAGGGUAACUUCCAGGUAGGUAACCUGUUUGUCUUCUCUGUUCCUGGGGCUGCCUGCUGCCACAUGCUGGAGCCCAUGCCUCUGAGCCCACAGGCAUUCUCUUUCCAGCUAUGGCUGUUGCAACGCGAUGGCUGUCUGUGGUGGAGCCCAAGUAGCCCCUUCCCUGAGGAUCCACCUGCCCACCUAGAGGUCCUCUCAGAGCGACACUGGGGAGUGACUCAGGCUGGGGAUGCAGGGGCAGAGGACAAGGGGCCCUUACUGGAGCCAGUGGGCAGUGAGCGGGCCCAGGACACCUACCUGGUAUUGGAUGAAUGGUUGCUACCCCGGUGCCCAUGCAGUGAGAACCUCUCUGGGCCUGGGGACAGUGUAGACCCUGCGACUAUGGAUGAAGGUUCAGAAACAUCUUCCUGCCCCUCUGACUUGGCUUCAAAGCCCAGGCCAGAGGGCACCUCGCCUUCCAGCUUUGAGUACACCAUCCUGGACCCCAGCUCUAAGCUCCUGUGCCCUCGGGCACUGCCUCCUGAGCUACCCCCCACUCCACCUCACCUGAAGUACCUGUACCUUGUGGUGUCCGAUUCCGGCAUCUCAACAGAUUACAGCUCAGGGGGCUCCCAGGGAGUCCACGGGGACUCAUCUGACGGCCCCUACUCCCACCCCUAUGAGAAUAGCCUUGUUCCAGACACAGAGCCUCUGCGGCCCAGCUACGUGGCCUGCUCCUAGGACUCCAGCCUACAGCCUGUAGUUCCUAAACCUACAACUUCUUGAAGAGGAUGGCUGAGGCCAUAUUUAAAGCCCUGGCCCUCUGCCCAGGAAGUGACAGCCUUGCAAUGUUAAGAUGGAUAGUUAUGUCUGUAUAUAGAAAUAUAUAUAUAUUGAUUUUUCUACUGUGA
This is a messenger RNA of Rattus norvegicus (Norway rat), 2337 nucleotides long. The record is from RefSeq and is a predicted model, not a curated record. Lineage: Eukaryota; Metazoa; Chordata; Mammalia; Rodentia; Muridae.